Molecule: messenger RNA, 1926 nt
Organism: Drosophila melanogaster (fruit fly)
Lineage: Eukaryota; Metazoa; Arthropoda; Insecta; Diptera; Drosophilidae
Gene: Pld3
Product: phospholipase D family member 3
Exons: 2
Coding region: 106-1590 (494 amino acids)
Molecular function (GO): catalytic activity
Source: RefSeq, marked reviewed
AGUUCUUUCCAUUGUUCUAGCGCCUAUCAAACAGAGAGCCGCGAGCACUAUCAAUCACCUCCCGUAUCGAUAAGGAUAAUCAAUUUCUUCUUGCUAUUUUUAGACAUGCCGGAAUACAAGAAGCUAGAGGACCAGGAGUCAGAUGUGGAGAACGCAAAUAGAACCACCGUCCAGAACACUGCUACCGUUCAGGACGCCGGGGAGGGACAGAGGCAGGCGGCUGGCCAGCAGGCGGGACAAAUGGUGACGGUGUCCUUGUUCAUGCUUCUUUUCCUCGGCAGCUCCUACUUCCAACCGCGACCACGACUGCAUCAGUACAAGGGGGGCAGGGGCCAUGGACUGCUGGAGAAGUUCGACUGCAACAUACAACUGGUGGAAUCCAUACCCAUUGGCCUAACAUAUCCUGACGGCAGUCCACGAUUCCUAAGCACUUACGAAGCUUGGCUGGAGUUAUUGGAGAGCGCCACGACCUCACUAGACAUAGCAUCCUUCUAUUGGACUCUGAAGGCCGAGGAUACGCCCGGGGUGUCGGACAACAGCACUCGGCCGGGCGAGGACGUCUUCGCAAGACUCUUAGCCAACGGAAACGGCGGUAGCAGGUCGCCCAGGAUCAAAAUUCGCAUUGCCCAGAGCGAACCCUCUAGUGGCACACCCAAUUUAAACACAAAGUUGUUAGCUAGCGCUGGCGCUGCCGAAGUUGUUAGCAUCUCGUUUCCCAAGUACUUUGGCAGCGGAGUGCUCCACACCAAGCUGUGGGUGGUGGACAACAAGCACUUUUAUCUGGGCAGCGCCAAUAUGGACUGGCGGGCACUGACCCAAGUCAAGGAGAUGGGCGUGCUAGUCCAGAACUGUCCAGAACUGACCCAUGAUGUGGCCAAGAUCUUUGGAGAGUACUGGUACCUAGGCAACAGUGAAAGUUCUCGCAUUCCCGACUGGGACUGGCGUUACGCGACCAGCUACAACUUGAAACAUCCCAUGCAGCUGAGUGUAAACAAAAAUACUAGCAUAGAGGGCUUCCUAUCUAGCUCACCGCCUCCCCUUUCACCCUCCGGCCGAACAGACGACCUGAACGCCAUCCUCAACACUAUUAACACGGCCAUAACUUACGUAAAUAUUGCGGUUAUGGACUAUUAUCCGCUGAUCAUAUACGAGAAGAACCACCACUAUUGGCCGUUUAUCGACGACGCUCUGCGAAAGGCGGCUGUAGAACGGGGCGUGGCUGUGAAGCUCCUUAUUUCGUGGUGGAAGCACUCGAAUCCCAGUGAGGACCGGUAUCUCAGGUCACUGCAGGACUUGGCAUCCAAAGAAGACAAAAUUGAUAUACAAAUUCGUCGAUUCAUAGUGCCGACUGAUUCGAGCCAGGAGAAGAUUCCCUUUGGCCGUGUCAACCACAACAAGUACAUGGUUACAGAUCGAGUGGCUUACAUCGGAACUUCUAACUGGAGUGGAGACUACUUCACGGACACCGCUGGCAUUGGACUGGUGCUAAGCGAAACCUUCGAGACCGAGACCACUAAUACCUUAAGAAGCGAUCUGCGGAAUGUUUUCGAGCGGGACUGGAAUAGCAAGUACGCCACACCGCUGGUAUAAUCGCACAACGUUGUAAUGUGAUUAUUCCGAUGCCAAUGUUAUUUUAACUAUUUUAGCUCCCGACAAUUGUUCAAUCCUAUUCAUUGCUUUUAUUCAGUUUUGAUCAUGCGUGAAUUCAAAUAAUACGCGAAUUUACGAAUUGGAAUAAUGCAAGUAUUUAAAGUAUGGAGAUACAGUGAGCUUGAAAUCAUAACGUAAUAAAAUUCAUUCUUUCAUAUCCUGCUCGCAGUCACAUAGUUUCCUUCUGAUUUGUAACAUGUGUACAAACUGCCUAACUCGGCACUAACCCAGCUGCCUGGCUAGUCACUAAAUAUAUGUUAAAUACUCUUUGCAACU